CACCUUCUCCAGGAUGUCAGGCCCGCAUGCCACCGUGUUUGUUAUGCAGAAAUUUGAAUUGUGCAGAUGAAAACUAAACUCUAUAUGAGCUCUCUGAUUUGCGUGUGUGCUUUGCGUCCGUGUCUAUAUGAAUGCAAGAGACAGAAAUAGAGACAGAGGAAGAGGAGAGAGAUGCUGUCAACUCUCUCCAUCCUCCUCCUCAGUGAAGCAGAUGUCCAAUUGAGUCUAUUUAAAGCCAGUGCAGUGUGGCUGCUGAUGCUCAGAGCGCCAGGCUGUAGCUUUGCAUUACUGUUAUGUCCUACCUACAGUGUGCUGGACUCGUAGCUCAAACUCUGUUUACUUCCAUGUGAACUAGCGUUUCCACUCUGCAUAAUGUCAACUGGAAAUUACCUCAAAGCUCAUGACUGCAGGAAACCCCGCAACCCCAAUUUUGGAGAUUUUUAAAAAACUGUUUUAGCUUCAGCUGAUGGAACUUAUGAUCUUCUGUGGCACACAGUCACACAUUUAGCACCAGCUGGGAAAGCUAAAAAUGUGCAUUGAUCAAGCAGAAAGAAGGCUGAGUUAUGACUCAUGCUCAGAGCAUUCUUCCAAGCAAGCAGCUUUGUGUCAAACUGACCGGUGUCUGAGAGUGCCAGUGCAAUAACUAAAGUCCGACCCCUGAAAAUAACAAACCACUUGUGCUGCAGCUCCAGUGAUGGUGGCAGAGACUUUCAGACACUCUGCUCUGUUGUCCCAGACAAUUAUCUGAAACAGACACAGUUCUGACACUCUCUUCUUUUUCUUCCACCGGGGCUCAUCUGUUUUUUCCCAAUGAGCAAAGAGAUGGCAAAUCAGAAUGGGUGGGACUUGGUUGCUGCCUUGUCAUUCUCCGCCAGAGAUGAUGCAUCUGCUGCCAUGUUGGGGGGAGGGGGAAGAAAACAGUCAUCAACAGGAUGUGGUGGUGUCAGACAGGAAGUCAGCGCUGAUGGGAGUUUGCAGAGACCAACAGGCGCUGCAGGGUUAUGAUGAUGCCUCCAACUUAGUAACGGCCACACUUCAGCGAACAGCUGUGCCUGGAUGAGGUCUCAGCUGUAAAAUACUUGGCACAUCAUUGCAGCAUCAAGUGGCUUCUAAUCAGCUCUGGGUGGAUAAUAAAGCAGAAUUAUUUGUGCUUUGGUCUUUUUAAACCUAAAUCUCUUUUAAUGGAAACCUUCAUAUAAUUGUUGUUCUAACAAUUGUUUUUUGGAAGUAGAUCAAGAAAAGUGUUUUAAAUGACGUUUUAUUCUUGUGUGAACUCCUCUUUUGGAGUCAGUGCAAUAAUCAUUUCACUUAACCUCAAUGCAAACCAGCUCGUUUUCUGGCUGUGAUUUGUCUCCUCUUUUAAUACUGGUCUUAGAAUCCAACAAGUAACAGAGCAUGUGAGACGUGUCCUCCCCACAGGCAAGAAACAAUCCAUCUUUAGAGGAGGUUUAAGCCUUAAAAUGAAACAAAACAAGACGCUGAGAUGGAUGUUGUUUGCACUAUUUUACAGUGUGCGGCGCAGUGUGUGCCAGCUCUGACAGUGCAUGGAAACCCUACUGUAUUUCCUCCGGUGUAUUUAAAAAACAGAAGCUGGGUAAUUGAGUUUUCUAGGUGGGCUUUACCUUCCUUCGCUGUACAUCUCUGCAUCUCAGCAGCAGCCUUCCUGUCAAAGAGGGACCGGACGAAGCGUGGAGACGCGUCUGCAGAGCGCAGGCUUUGUACAGGAGGGGGCGGAGGGAGAGAGAGAGAGGGAGAGAGAAAGAGAAAGAGAGAGAGAGAGCUGUGACAGCGCUCAUCACCCACUGAACAACCAGGACGGGUUGCAUCCGAGCAAUCGCUGUCAUUCGCAGACGGAGUUUACAGCCUUUGCGCCGCUUUUUCUUUCGAUCUUAUUCUGCCGCACCCCUUCCCUCUCCCGGUGCUGCCCAGCAAGUUGACCAUGGUUUCUAUAAUUUCAGACCUGGACCCUCUGAAAAGCUGGAACGUGUUAAGGCAGGACGCCAGUGAUCUUUCUGGACCGAUACAAAGUAACGGCACGGCCGGGAAGAUGAAUGGGGCGCUGGAGCAUUCAGACCAGCCGGAUCCAGACGCUAUCAAGAUGUUCGUGGGCCAGAUCCCACGCUCCUGGUCAGAGAAGGAGCUGAAGGAGCUGUUUGAGCCGUACGGAGCCGUCUACCAGAUCAACAUCCUCCGAGACCGCAGCCAGAACCCUCCACAGAGCAAAGGCUGCUGUUUUGUCACGUUUUACACAAGGAAAGCUGCCCUUGAAGCCCAGAACGCGCUGCAUAACAUAAAGACCUUAACAGGGAUGCACCACCCUAUUCAGAUGAAACCUGCAGACAGUGAGAAAUCUAACGCAGUGGAAGACAGGAAGUUGUUCAUCGGCAUGGUGUCGAAGAAGUGCAAUGAGAAUGACAUCCGGGUCAUGUUCUCUGCGUUCGGGCAGAUUGAAGAGUGCCGGAUCCUCCGGGGGCCCGACGGACUCAGCAGAGGAUGUGCGUUUGUCACGUUUUCCACCAGAGCUAUGGCACAGAAUGCAAUCAAAGCCAUGCACCAGUCUCAGACUAUGGAGGGCUGCUCGUCUCCCAUCGUGGUAAAGUUCGCCGACACGCAGAAGGACAAGGAGCAGCGGCGUCUGCAGCAGCAGCUGGUGCAGCAGAUGCAACAGCUCAAUAGUGCGACCACCUGGGGGAGCCUGACGGGCCUGGGUGGCCUCACCCCGCAGUAUCUGGCUCUGCUUCAGCAAGCGACCUCCUCCGGUAACCUAGGAGCCUUCAGCGGGAUCCAGCAGAUGGCCGGUAUGAGUGCUCUGCAGUUGCAGAACCUGGCCACUUUAGCGGCAGCGGCGGCGGCGGCUCAAAACUCAGCCAGUCCCUCCACCGCAAACCCCCUGUCCUCCAACGCCGCGUCCCUGGGAGCGUUGGCCAGCCCAGCAGCGGGCACUACAGCCAGCUCUAACGCCGGCGCUAUGAACUCUCUGACCUCUCUGGGUACCCUGCAAGGCCUGGCAGGUGCAACUGUGGGCCUGAACAACAUUAAUGCACUAGCAGUUGCUCAAAUGCUCUCAGGUAUGGCGGCUCUAAACGGAGGCCUGGGUGGUGCAGGGCUUACCAACGGGACCGCAGGCACCAUGGACGCGCUGACGCAGGCUUACUCAGGGAUCCAGCAGUACGCCGCCGCAGCGCUGCCUACCCUAUACAGCCAGUCCCUGCUGCAGCAGCAAGGGGCCGCCGGCAGCCAGAAAGAGGGUCCCGAAGGUGCCAACCUGUUCAUCUACCACCUGCCCCAGGAGUUCGGAGACCAGGACAUACUGCAGAUGUUCAUGCCUUUUGGAAACGUGGUCUCUGCCAAAGUCUUCAUCGACAAACAGACAAACCUUAGCAAGUGCUUCGGCUUUGUUAGCUACGACAAUCCAGUGUCGGCACAGGCAGCCAUCCAGGCCAUGAACGGUUUCCAGAUCGGCAUGAAGCGGCUGAAGGUGCAGCUGAAGCGCUCCAAGAACGACAGCAAACCGUACUGAUCUUAGCACUAGGGUCUAUCUGCUCCUCAUGUUAGCACUGCUAGGAACAACCCAUCUCCAUGCCUGUUAGCUCAUCGUUUGCCUAGCAUGUCUCCGUGGUGUCCAAAAAAAACUAUAAACAAAACAAAAACAAAAAAAUCCCUACCAAAAAAAAAGUGUCAUCGUCCUCCUCCUCCCGUCAUUGUUUUUUCAGGCUCACCUGAUCAUAACCUGGUUCUCCUCCUCCUCCUCCGUCGCCUACUGACCUUUUGAACCUUGAACUUUUAGCUUUUUUGGACGUUUAUGGUUUUUUUUGUUCUUUCUUUUUGUGUUUUUUUUGUUUCUUCUUUUGCAUGUGACCUCAUUUGGAUCUGUUUUUCCAGGAGGGAGGGAGGCGACAAGGGAGGGGUAGGUAAGAAAAUGAAUCAAUGUGAAAAAGAUAUAAAGCUGCAUUCAUAUGGCAAACAAAAAAGACUGAAGAUGUUUAUGGAAAAACACUUUUUUGCAGAAAAAAAACAUCAACCUGUGGAAAAGUGAUUUCCAUGCAGUGUGUUUCCUUGCAUUUUAUUUUUUGUUUUUUCUUCUUCUUCUUUAUGUCAGUUCUUUCUUUUCUUCUUCAUUUAAAGUAAACUUGAAAGUUCACUACAGGAAUUGGCGUGUCACCUUGCUUCUGGCACCGACGAAAAGCAGAGCGCGGGCCAGAAGCGGUCCGCGCCAGUUUCUCUGAGAAAUAAGACUACUUCCAAACAGUUUUGAAUAAAAACUGUCUGAUCAAUAUUAGACUCUCUCAGAGCUCUCUAAUGGUUUUUACAUUUUUCAGGCAGUGUAAAGUUUUUUGAUAAGGCCAUUUUAAGUGGCUCUGUUUCUCAUUCAAAGUCUAUAUAUAAAACCACUUUUUUCUAGUGUAGUUUAAAGGUAAAAAUAAAAAAAGACAUUUGCCCUGUUUGGGGGGGAGAAAUGCUACCUACUUGUGUCACCUUUUGCUGAACUGACUCACAGAUAGACAAUCCAUGGUUUAA
Monopterus albus (swamp eel) is the source of this 4518-nucleotide messenger RNA. RefSeq names its product cugbp, Elav-like family member 2 (gene celf2). The record is from RefSeq and is a predicted model, not a curated record. NCBI's taxonomy places the organism in Eukaryota, Metazoa, Chordata, Actinopteri, Synbranchiformes, Synbranchidae. Gene Ontology annotation, cellular component: nucleus. The transcript is spliced from 15 exons. Gene Ontology annotation, molecular function: mRNA binding. The coding region runs from base 1940 to 3520 and encodes 526 amino acids.